AUGUCAAGUAAUAUAGAGUCUAACAAUUCUUUAAACGAUGAGGAUGAUAAUAAAACAUUAAAUAUAAACAGGGACAAUAAUUUGAUUGAAUCGAAUGAUAAUGUAUAUAGUUUAGGUGAAUAUAAGAACGAGUUAAAUGAAGCUGAUUGUAGUGAUAAUAUAAAAACUGAAAAAGAAGUUAGUAAUAUAUAUAAUGAUGAUGAAAAGAAUGAUAUUGAAUAUAUGAAUAACAUAUGUAAUAAAAAUGAAAAUUUAGAAGAAAAAACUAAUGUUUUAAAAGAUACAGGUGUAGAUGUACCAUUCUGUUAUAAUAAUAAUUCAAAUAAUGGAACUCAUCAUUGUGAUAAUGAAGAUGAUGAAGAAGAUAAUGAUUAUAUAAAUAACAGUGAAACACGUAAGAAUGGUAAUGAUAGUGAUAUUGAUUAUGUUAGUAAUUUCUCUUCUAUGGAUCCUGAUAAAAAUUGUAAUAGAAGUAAUUCCUUUGCAUCUAAUGGAGAUAAAGAAUCCAAUGAUAAUAAUUUAAAUAAAAAGUCUCAGAAUGUAAAUUAUUUAAAUACACAAAAAAAAGAUUAUGAAAAAUUGAAAGGUGAGGAAUAUCCCUUCUCUGGAAAUUUUGAAAAAAAUGAUGAAAAUAUAUCUAAUGAGAUAAAAGAUUCGGUAGAUGAAAAUAUUGAGAUAUAUGAAAAUGGUAUCAGUGGUAUGAAUAUAUUAAUUGGUGAAAAUGAAAAUCAUAAGGAAAAUAUGAAAAAUAUGGAAAAAAAGGAAAUUAAUGAAAAAAAUGAAGUGGAAAAAAUAAAUGAAGAGAAUAAUAUGAAUAAUAUGGAUAAUAUGGAUAAUAUGAAUAUUUCUAUCAAUUAUGAUAAUAAUAAUAAUAAUGAUGAUAUAUAUAAAUCAGGUGAAAAAGAAGAUUCAAAUAAGUUGUAUGAACAAUAUUUAAAUGAUUCAAAAAAUAACGGAGAUACAUUAAAUAAUGAUAAUGUUGAUAAAUUAAAUUCUUAUAAUUUAAAAGAUUUCUUUAUAGAUAAUAAUAAUAAUUAUAAUGUGAAGGAAGAACAAUAUUCCAAAGAAUGUAUAAAAAAUAUAAAUUCGGAUGAAAAAAUGGAUGAAACAAAUAAAUUAAAUAAUAAUAAUGAUAAUAAUAAUAAUAAUAAUAAUAAUAUUAAGGAUUGUAAUUCUAAUUAUAUAAACCCUAUUAAUAAUGAGAAUAUAUCAAUAGAUCAAGAAAACUAUAAUAAUGAUGAUGCAAAAAUAGAUCAGUUGUUGAAUAAUAUACCUAAUACAAAUGGUUCAAAUGGUUCAAAUGGUUCAAAUGAUGCAAAUGAUGUAAAUGAAAAAUCACAUGAAUUUAAAAGAAUAGAUUUAUUAAAUACGAAUUAUAAAAAAAGUGUAAUCAAUAAUGAUAAUAUGAAUAAUAUAAAUAUUGAUAAUAAUUAUAAUAAUAAUAAUAGUGGGUUAUCUAAUAAUAUGAUGUAUAGUAACCACAUAGGAGACAAUACAUAUCAUAAUAAUAUAUAUAAUAAUAAUAAUAAUAUAAAUAAUACAAUGAAUGAUCAAUUUUUUAACUAUCAACAUAUGAAUUACACAAAUGAUAAUAACGAUCCAUCGUAUAUUUAUUUGAAUCAAGAUAAUAUGAUCUAUGAUAAUAUAAAUAAAUAUAAUGUGUCAAAUAAUCCUGAUUAUCUCAUUAAAGAUAAUGAAAUGAUGAAUUAUAAUCAGAUGGGUUAUAUUAACAAGAAUGUGAAAGAAGAAAAUAUGAACAAUUUUAAUGAGGGUGAUUAUUAUUUUAUUAAAGGAAAAAUGGGAAAUAUAGAAAAUAUGAAUAAUUUGGAAUAUAUGGAAUAUAAUAAUAUAAUGAAUAGUAACAAUAACAAUAAUAGUAUUAGUAAGAAGAGAAGAUCUAAAAAGAAAGAUAAUGUUGUUAAAGAGGAUAUAAAGACAGAAAAUAAAUUAUAUGAAAUGAAAGAUGGAAAUACAAAUAGAAAAAGGAGAAAUAGUUAUAUGAGUGAUGAAAAAAGAAAAGAAAGAAAAUCAACUAUAUAUGAUAAUAAAAUGAUACCAAAUAAUGAUAAUAAUAAUAAUAAUAUUAAUGUGGAUAAUAAUUUUAUGCAUACUAAUUAUGAAUAUAUAAACAACAACAGCAACAAUAAUAAUAAUAAUAGUAAUAAUAAUAUGUAUAUAUCUAACAAUUUAAAUAAUAUGAAUUAUAAAAACUAUACAAAUGAUGUAGAUAACAUUUCAUAUAUAAAUGAAUCCUUAAGUAAUAAUGAUCAACAUUAUAAUAUGAAUAAUUUAAUAAAUACUAAUGGUGAUAAUCUUUAUGGUAUGAAUAAUAUGAAUAUGGGAUAUUUAAAAAAUCAUACAAAUGAGGAUACAAACAUAGAACAAGGUGAAGCAUAUCAUAAUAAUAUUAAUCAAGCAUAUGAUAGUCAAAAUAAUAAUAAUAAUAAUACGACAAAUGGUACUACUACUACUAAUAAUAAUAAUAAUAGUAAUAAUAAUAAUAAUAAUAAUAAUAAUAAUAAUAAUAAUAAUAGUAGUAGUAAUAAUAAUAAUUCAUAUAAUAUUAGUAACGUUAUUAGUAAAGGGGGGAACGGUAAUGAGAACCAACAAAAUUAUAAUUUCAAUGAAAUUAAUAAUAAUAUGAAUGAAAACUCAGAUUAUGCAAAUUUAUCAAAAAAUACAGAAUAUGAUGGAUAUGAUGAAUAUGUUAAUUUAGGAGAUCAAAAAAAUGAUGAUAUGUCUGAUGACUCAAAUUCUUGUGAUGAGAAAGGAAAUGAUAAAAAUGGUGAUAGUAUAGAUUCGGCUGAUAAAAAAAAAGGAUCAAAAAGUGAUAGUGAAACAUUAUUACCAAUAGCUAACAUUAGUAGAAUUAUGAAAAGAAUUUUACCUGGAUCUGCAAAAGUAGCUAAAGAAAGUAAGGAUAUUAUAAGGGAGUGUGUAACUGAAUUUAUUCAGUUCCUAACCAGCGAGGCUAGUGAUAGGUGUACGAGAGAAAAAAGAAAAACCAUAAAUGGAGAGGAUAUUUUAUAUUCUAUGGAAAAAUUAGGCUUUAAUGAUUACAUAGAACCAUUAACUGAAUAUCUCAAUAAGUGGAAGCAAUUGAAGGAAUUAAAUAACUCCAAUAAUUACCAUGAAAAAAAAUUUGAUAAUAUAAAAAAAACACAGGAAUCAAGCGAUUUAAAUAAUAAUAAUAACAAUUCAGUUGAAAAUAAGAAUGUAGAAGAAAAUGUAUAUACCGAAGAAAAUUAUCGCAUAAUGAAUAAUGUUUAUAAUGAUCAGAAUGAGAUAUUUGAGACUAAUAUAAAUAAUAUUUACACGAAUUCAAAUGAUUGUGAAUAUGCAAAUGGGGUAUAA
Messenger RNA from Plasmodium adleri (nom. inval.), 3354 nucleotides. RefSeq names its product CCAAT-box DNA binding protein subunit B. Gene Ontology annotation, cellular component: CCAAT-binding factor complex. Gene Ontology annotation, molecular function: protein heterodimerization activity; RNA polymerase II cis-regulatory region sequence-specific DNA binding; DNA-binding transcription activator activity, RNA polymerase II-specific. Bases 1 to 3354 code for a protein of 1117 amino acids. The record is from RefSeq and is a predicted model, not a curated record. The transcript has 4 exons. NCBI's taxonomy places the organism in Eukaryota, Apicomplexa, Aconoidasida, Haemosporida, Plasmodiidae. Gene Ontology annotation, biological process: regulation of transcription by RNA polymerase II.